AUGCUCGGCCACGCAUCCCGCCAGGCGGCCGCCGUGCCCCUCCGCUCCUCGUCAGCACCUCGCUCCCUGUCCCCCCUGCUCCGCACACAGCCACACACUGCCGCCGCAGCUCGAGGCCGCUUCCUUCACUCCCGCCCAUCCCCGUCCUCGUCCUCGUAUACCCAGCCACCCCGCUCCCAGGCCCUCUUCUACUCCGUCGCGCUCGGCGCCGGCGUCGCCUGCUGGUGGGCCACCUCCACCACCGUCCACAACGAUGUCGCGCAGUCAGUCGCGACCGAGGCAGACAUCACCCUCACCACACCCUCACAGCAGGACCAGAUGCGCCAGCGCGCAAUCAACCAGGGCGUCUACGCCUGGGGCUCGAAUCGGUACAAUGUCGUCGCGCCCGAUGCGCCCCAGGUCACCCUCGUCCGCUCCCCUCGCUCCAUCCCCUUUUUUGACGGCGUCGCGCUGCGCGACAUUGCCCUCGAGGAAAAGCACGGCGUCGCAGUAGACGCAAACGGAGACGUCCUCCAGUGGGGGCUCGGCUUCUUUGACCCGGCCUCGCGCCAGUCGACCGCAAUCGAAGACGUGCCCCUCGGCCGACGCCGCGAAAAGGUCUACGCCAACGCCGUCGCCCCCGUCGGAUCCAUGGCUUCCCAGCCCCUCUUGCCCGUCCGCACCCUCGUCGGCAAGGACAUUGUCAAGGUCACGGCAACCGAGGACAAGGUCUUUGCCCUCUCCAAGGACGGCAAGGUCUACGCCUUCUCGGCCGUGCAGCAGCUCCAGGCUCCUCGCAAGCCGGCAUCCUGGAGCGCCAACCCGCUCUCGCUCUUUGGCCUCCUCUCGGCCUCGACCAUCGACCACGAGAUCCUGCAGCCCGCGCCCUCGUCGGCCUUUGCCAGCGGCGAGCGCGUCGUCGACGUGGCCGUCGGCAACAACCACCUCCUCGCCCUCUCGACAAAGGGCCGCGCCUUUUCCAUGCCCAUCAACGCCGACGGCAACAGCUUCGGCCAGCUCGGCGUCCGCCGCGUCCUGCUCAACUCGCCCCGCACCCCAGACACCAAGCCCGGACACACCGAGGCCCUGCUCGAACCCAAGCUCUUUGCCGAGCUCGAGAGCGACUCCGGCCGACCCGCCGCAUCGCUCAUGGACGCCAACGCCCUGCCUCCUCCGUCGACCGAGAGCGGGCGCACCUCGAAGCCCUCGGCCGACGCUCCCGUCCAGACCGCCUCGGACCCCACGCCGGGCGCAAAGCCUCUCACCGAGUCCCCGGCCAGCAUCCGCUACUGCACCACGCUGCACGAGAUCCCCGCGCUCAAGAACAUCAACAUCGCUCAGAUCGCCGCGGGAGCCGAACACUCGCUGGCCCGCACCCACGACGGCCGCGUGCUCGCCUGGGGCCGCCAGACGCACGGCCAGGUCGGCCUGGGCUCGCAGGUGGCCAUCGAGUGCGUGCCCGUGCCCUCCGAGGUCGUCCUCACCCGCUCCUUUCCCAACUCGAGCUCCGAGGUCAGGGCAACGUCGAUUGCCGCCGGCGGCGACAACUCGUUCAUCAUGACGACGCGGCGCGAGCCCGGAUCGCUCGGCAUGGGCCUCAAGAUCGACCUCCUCGCCGUCGGAAAGGGUCAGUGGGGCACUCUCGGAAACGCAAUGUGGAGCCAGGUCGCCUCGCAGCCGGCGCGCGUCAAGACCGUCUCUGGACUGAUGGAAUUCUCGGAGCUGACGAACAAGACCCACCCGGUACCGAUCUACUCGCUGAGCAUCGGCAAGCCAGGCCACUGCGCCCUGGUGCUCGACACGGUGGAGGCGGCGGGCCACGCCGCCUUUGGCCGCGACGUGAUGGUGUGGGGCGCGAAUGCGGCCUUCCAGCUGGGCACGGGCAAGCGAUCCAACCUGGCCGUGCCGCAGCACCUCAAGCCCCUGCCCCCGCUGACGCCGCGACCGGGUCUCGACACCGACGCCGCCGCCGCCGACGCUGCCGCCGCCGCGCUGCUCGCACCGGCCGACCCGUCAGCACAGAAGCUGCGCGAGGCCGACAUCAAGAGCGGCGCCCUGACUCACAUGCCCCACAAUCGUCUCCAGCUCGCCAGCAAGACAAAGGCCGACACCCGCAUCCCUGCCGCCGUCGAGACCAUCAGCCAGCAGCAGCAGCCGUCGCAGAAGAACGCCGGUAAGGUCAAGAAGAACCAGACGGUCGAGGAGACGAUCAAGGCCGGUACGGUUUCCACAGUUGUAUUCUGGAAGGUCGAGCCGUGA
Molecule: messenger RNA, 2238 nt
Organism: Pseudozyma flocculosa PF-1
Lineage: Eukaryota; Fungi; Basidiomycota; Ustilaginomycetes; Ustilaginales; Ustilaginaceae
Exons: 4
Coding region: 1-2238 (745 amino acids)
Biological process (GO): mitochondrial respiratory chain complex III assembly
Cellular component (GO): mitochondrial inner membrane
Source: RefSeq, a predicted model, not a curated record